This is a messenger RNA of Suillus paluster, 2715 nucleotides long. RefSeq lists its product as uncharacterized. The coding region runs from base 1 to 2715 and encodes 904 amino acids. The record is from RefSeq and is a predicted model, not a curated record. Lineage: Eukaryota; Fungi; Basidiomycota; Agaricomycetes; Boletales; Suillaceae. The transcript is spliced from 15 exons.
AUGGUGGCUAGAGCAGGUGGUCGUCCCAGCAAGAAGCCCCGUCUAGUUCGCUCAAGCUAUUCUCUGCCACAUUCUGUUGGACAAUCUUCUCAAAAUGUCCACCAUCACCGAAUAUUGACCGCACAACCUACUGGACAAAUAAAUCUAUGCACGAGAUAUCUUGAUGCAGUCCUACCUGCCAGUGACGUCUCUGACGCUGAGAACGAUGAUGGUGCUAACAGUCACGACAUGGAUCCCUGGAACGAGACUCAAUACAAUGACAGUGAGCCUCAGGCUCAUGACGAUGUCUUUGUUGUGAAAGAAAAACAAAAGCGGACUGCUGGAAAAUGGCAGGACGGAUAUUUUCACUCUGCAACUUUGAAGCAACUCAGAUUGCGCAUCCAAUUGGGAGACAACACUGAGAAACCUUGUCACAAUCCCAAACCUGCCAGAAACAAUGACUUUGUCAUAAUUGAUGUCCAUGGAAUACACGAGGUCGCACUAGACUUCUGUGAUUGCGCAAAUGCAUCCUCCCACUACAGACAACUUCUCCGCAGGCGGUUGUAUCCAGCAACUUCAACUGACCCAAGGACCGCUGCAACAUUCGCAGUACUCGAACAUUUUCACCUCCUAUCGUUUGAGUCCAAAAGCUCUGCGUAUGAGUUUUACCACUCCCUCGCAUGUGAAAGUGAUAACACAGGCAUAGCACCCAUCAAGGAUCGCUAUUCAGUUUUUUUGAGAAUCAUGAAACAAUGGCGGAAUCUCAAGUCAUUGAAACGAUCAGGUCGCGGUCACGACCCUGCUGGAGUGGGUGCGACACAAGAAGGUCAAUUAGCAGUCCUAUGCCCUGCAUGCCUGCAGUUUGGAAAAAAUGUCCCUAACGACCUGGAAGAUAUCAGUCCAAACCAACGUUGGCUUUACUCAUUAUUCUUGGCAAUUGACGCCAAUUUUCAGUCUCAAGCACUAAGUCAUGGAUGGGGUUAUUUCAUGGAAGAACGACAGUAUAAGGCACACCUUCACAAUCAUGCAGACAAGGUGCAAGAGAAGAGCUCGUGUGUCAGCCACAAUGCCAUCAACAUGGCAAACACAAAAACCUCCAUAGGUUCAGUUGUUUGCGCACGGCAUGACAUGCGGCUGGCUAAUGGUUCUGUCGGAUAUAUCAAAAUGGACUACAUUGUCUUUUCUGCCCUAUCUACUUUUUCAUCCGCCCCCAUAGUCAACUUUUCAUAUGAUAUUGCCUGUCAGUGGCAUAAAAACCUCUGGCGAUGUGUUCCAACUGCCCUUCCCUUGCAACUCCAGCCCAAUCACACACAAACCACCUUCAACUUCUUCAUACCAAAGUUCCAUAUCACCGCUCAUAUUCCCACUUGUCAAAUUAACUUCUCCUUCAACUGGACGCCAGGAGUUGGUCGGACAGACGGGGAAGUGCCAGAGCGCGGAUGGGCUGAUAUCAACCAUAUUGCUGCCAGUACGAAGGAAAUGGGUCCUGGCAGCCAUAGAGACAUUCUUGAUGACCAUUUCGGGGACUGGAACUGGAAAAAGGUGGCUACACUUGGUCGGGUCUUGCUCCAUAAGAUCAAGGAAGCCGUCAAAGCCGAAAAAGAGCAUCGACACGCCCUUACAGAGUUGGAAGAGUCCAUCAAGGACUCAGACCUAGGUGUUGCCUCGCUCACCACUUGGACAAGCGAAGUCGUAGCAUGGGAGUUGGACCACACGAAACCAAAUCCAUUUGAGAGCAGGAUUACAGCUGUAACCCAACCUGCUGUUCGUUUAGAGCUGGUAAUGCAAGAUACACAGGAUCUAGAGGAUGGAUCUUUGGUUUCUCUCCAUUCUCAUGUGACACCGAGCAUUCUUAUCAGUACUGGUCUAGAUCUCGAGCAUGCACAUCAACAUGCAACAAACGAGCAGCAAGCAAAUGCCCUGGCAUGCAGCAAUAGUCUCCAGCGUCGAAUUGAAGCAUGGACCGAGAUUCAAGUUUUAUACAUGCCAUCUCCCAACUCUGCCAAACCCGAAGAUUUUCAGCUACUAUUCCCUUCCGACAUCUGCGACUUCACAAUGUGCGAUCCGAAGCUUCUUCAAAUGGAGUGGUCCUUGCAUUUUGCGCAGGCCAACGAUGCUCUGGAUGAGUGUCGUUCCCAUAUUUGCCUUUGCCAUCAACUCUUGUGUGCAAACACUCGCGUGCAGAGGACUGUCCAAGCCGUGGAGAAGCGGCUGGUUCUCAGCCAUGAUAAAUAUUCACGUGCUCGUAGUGCACUGGUUUGCCUUUCAAGGCACCUUGAUCGUGUCGGGUGGGAUCACAAACCAAUAGGCGAUCUUGGGGGACAGACUCAGGGCACGGCAAUCAUGUCGUGGAUCUGGCUUACUCAUGGGAUCUCUUCACAUGACAGCGAGGGGCUGCAAGACUCACUCCGCGUUGAAUGGUGUAAGACAAGGGCUCGACAUACCAGAUGGUUAGAAGAAAUCCAGCUACUGCUAGUAGAAAUGCACCGCGUGUUGGCAUUCUUCACAUGGGAAGCCAAAUGUUGGGACGAGCGAGCAAUCCUUCGUGUGGUGGACCGAUCAGAGGAUGCAGAGGGGUUGAUAGCAUAUGGAAAGCGCCAGGCUGCUAUCCAUCGUGCCUUGUCUGCGAGCUUCUCUGAGAUGUGUGCAGCCCGGGCACCCUCCAUUAAAGCAAUGUACCGGUUCUUCACCGGUUCUUCGGAUGGAGAAUCAUGGCGCGAUCUCAAAUAUGCAUAG